UCUCCCUCCCACAAUGGAUCAAAUACAGCACACGCACGUUGAUGCAAGAGGAGUGAAACUUCACAUAGCUGAAAUUGGAACAGGUUCGUCAGUGGUUUUAUUUCUCCAUGGUUUUCCAGAGAUAUGGUAUUCAUGGAGAUAUCAAAUGAUUGCAAUCGCCGAUGCUGGAUACCGUGCAAUUGCGCCUGAUUUUAGGGGAUAUGGACUAUCUGAACACCACCCAGAACCUGAAAAAGCAUCCUUCAAUGAUUUUGUUGUGGACACCAUAGCCAUUCUUGAUUAUUUUCACAUUGACAAGGCUUUCCUCAUCGGGAAAGACUUUGGAUCCUGGCCUGUUUAUCUGCUCUCCCUUCUCCAUCCAACAAGGAUUCUUGGAGUUGUGUCGUUGGGUGUGCCUUUCUUUGUUCCUAGGCCUCAAAGGUACCGGGACCUUCCUGAAGGUUUCUACAUUUCCAGGUGGAAGGAGCCUGGAAGAGCGGAGGCUGACUUUAGGCGUUUUGAUGUGAAAACCGUCUGGCGAAACAUCUAUAUCCUCUUCUCAAGAAGUGAAAUUCCUGUGGCAGAGAAAGACAAGGAGAUUAUGGAUUUGGUUGAUCCAUCUAACCCACUUCCAGCAUGGUUAAACGAUGAAGAUUUCACAAUAUAUGCUAAAGCAUAUGAAAAUUCUGGAUUCAGUUCUCCAAUGCGAGUCCCUUACAAGAGACUGCCCGAAGAAUUCACCAUAGAAAAUCCGAAAGUGGAGGUGCCGGUGCUUCUAAUCGUGGGUGGAAAGGACUAUUUCCUCAAGUUCCCCAGUAUUGAAGACUAUGUAACAAGCGGAAAAGUGAGAGACUAUGUUGCUGACCUGGAGAUAGAGUUCUUGCCGUAUGGAACACAUUUCAUGCAAGAGCAAUUCCCAGACAGGGUGAAUCAGGCAAUUAUCAACUUCCUUGACAGGCAUGUGGGAUCAAGCACGUGAAGUCAAGCCAUUUUUU
Durio zibethinus is the source of this 974-nucleotide messenger RNA. Lineage: Eukaryota; Viridiplantae; Streptophyta; Magnoliopsida; Malvales; Malvaceae. The record is from RefSeq and is a predicted model, not a curated record.